Messenger RNA from Babesia bovis T2Bo, 903 nucleotides. RefSeq names its product putative integral membrane protein. Lineage: Eukaryota; Apicomplexa; Aconoidasida; Piroplasmida; Babesiidae. Gene Ontology annotation, cellular component: plasma membrane; protein-containing complex. The record is from RefSeq and is a predicted model, not a curated record. Bases 142 to 885 code for a protein of 247 amino acids. Gene Ontology annotation, biological process: establishment or maintenance of epithelial cell apical/basal polarity; heterophilic cell-cell adhesion. The transcript has 4 exons.
AAUCUCACCAACGAAUAACAACGUAAUUAAACCAUGGUGGAAAAUAAUCAUGAUAAUAUGAAUAUCGCAACAAUGACAUCAUGCUACAUGUGAAAUUGCGUUCACCUACCCUUAUUAUAAUAUUAUCGCUAUAUAAUCUUGAUGUGUGAAGACACUAUGUGGACUCCGCCUAGGUGUAUAGUGAAUCGUGUUCGAUCUUCAAGAAUUCUAUGGACUCUUGCAUUGCUCUUGACGAUAACGGAGGUCCUUGCAAUAGAUGAACCUUGUGAUGAUGGGUCAGGAGAUUGUAAAAAUGGAGCUACAUGUAUAAAAGUUAAUACAGAAGGACAAACGAAAAAUAUGUGCAUAUGUACGGAGCAGUACACUGGAUGGGAUUGCUCCGUGAAAAUCGAUUAUUGCAAAAAUCAUUGUAAACCAUACAGAAAGGAUAUAUCAUGCCAACAGGCAUUGUGCAAUCAAGGCACAUGUGUGAAUGCGGAUGAAUACCCGUACUAUAGCUGUAACUGUGGACCAUUUUUCUCAGGAUACAACUGUGAAAUAGAAUAUAACCCAUGUAGCCAACCAGCGACAAAUCCAUGUGGCCAUGGAACAUGUGUAUUCAUCAGAGGAACGAACCAAGUCAUAUGCCAGUGCCAUCCAGGAUGGAUGGCCAACCUAAAUCAACAAGUGAUGAAGUUGACCUGGAAUGGUGCAGAUAUAUUUGUAUCGCCGCCAUGUACCGAACCUAUAAAACGUGGGAUCACGGGAUUGGCACCUAUGCUAACACCAAAAACCAAAGCACUCUGGUAUACGAUUUUUAUAGCCUCAAUAGUAGUGUUUAUAUGGAGCCUGGCAUCUGUCAUAAGAAAUGCACUCUCAAAUAGAACUACACAGAGUACACAGUAAACUGAUCAAUAUCGUGAA